CGCGGGGUUGGGUCCGAACCGCUCAGGUCAAAUUUUUGUUAUGAAGCCCCUAAUGACAGCCGUUAGAUAUUUAAUCCGACGAUCAUAAUACACCGUUAGCCAAUAAUGUCCAUAAUAACAAAUCACUCACUCUCCCCGGUGAAUACCACCUGAAACGGAACCCUAACAACCACCUUCAUCUCUCUCCUUCAAUCAAUCUAUCUAAGUCAUUGGAGAGAUAGUCCUUCUAAAUUAGCAGGUCCUCUAUAUUCUUGGUUGAAGUUUAAAGCCGUUUAUGAUUCUUUUCAUAUCUGGAAAGAUGCAAAAACAAAGUGGAGUAUUUGUAAAACAUCCUUACAAGUUUGCUUCGGUAUGGAUGGACUGAUGAGCAUAGAAGAGGAGAUCAUGGGGCAACAUAGUGUUGUCUUUGAUCGCUUUGAUGAUUCAAAUGGUAGACCAGACCCUGCUGGAGUUCUUACACCUCAUGAUAAAUAUAUGGAAACCGAGCCACAUGUGGGUCUAGAAUUUACAUAUGCUGAUGCUGCCAAGACAUUUUACAAUGAGUAUGCUAAACGCAAUGGGUUCACAACAUGUGUUAAUCAAAAUAUCCGAUCCAUGUCUGAUACAAAUCUUGCAGUUUUUGAAUUUUUGUGUGCUGCAUCAGGAGAUGGCUGUAAUGCAAUGCUUAGGAUCAAAUCAAAAAGUCAAAAUAAUUGGGUUGUCACAAAGUUUGUGAAGGAACAUAAUCACCCGCUCACAAAUGCUCAUAAGGUGAAUUAUCAUCGACAAAAACGACAAUUUUCUGGGGCAAAGACGAAUACAUCUGAAAGUCACCCGAUGGUAGGAGUUGUUCCUAAUGGUGUUAUGUAUCUCUCUAGGAGUACUUCUAUGGAAUCAAACCGUGGGGUCCAGAUUUCAGAUUCUAUAAUUAAUUCUGUUGGACAUUCUACUAGUAAAAGGUCAUUCGGAAGAGAUGCUCAAAAUCUUCUUGAUUACUUCAGAAAAAUGCAGGCUGAGAACCCAGGUUUUUACUACGCCAUACAGCUGGACGAUGAUAACCGUAUGGCUAAUGUGUUUUGGGCUGACGCUCGGUCUAGAACUGCUUACAGUCAUUUUGGUGAUGCUGUUACACUCGACACGAUGUACAGAGUGAAACAUUACAAAGUACCAUUCGCUCCUUUUACGGGCGUGAACCAUCAUGGUCAAACAAUUUUGUUCGGUUGUGCAUUGCUUCUAGAUGAUUCCGAGUGUACGUAUACAUGGCUUUUCAAGACAUUUCUUGCUGCCAUGGGUGAUCAAGCCCCCAUCUCUUUAAUCACUGAUUCUGAGAAAUCUGUACAGGCUGCAGUUGCAAAUGUUUUUCCGAGAACUCGUCACUGUAUCAGCAAGUGGCAUGUACUUAGAGAAGGUCAUGAAAGGUUGGCAUAUGUGUGUCACAUGCAUCCUAAUUUUCAGACCGAAUUAUAUAAUUGCAUCAAUUUGACAGAAACAAUUAAUGAGUUCGAAUCGGCAUGGGAUUCUAUUCUUGAUAGAUAUGAUCUUAGAAGAAAUGAUUGGUUGCAAAUGUUAUAUGCUGUGCGACAACAAUGGGCCCCUGCAUAUUUCCGUGAUACCUUUUUUGCUGGCUUUUCUUCCAACCAUGGUUUUGAAAGCUCUUUCUUUGAUGGUUAUGUAAACGAACACACUACCGUGCCUUUGUUCUUUAGACAGUAUGAAAGAGCUUUGGAGAACUCAAUUGAGAAGGAAAUAGAAGCAGAUUUUGAUACAAUUUGCGCCACUGCGGUAUUGAGAACACCAUCACCGAUGGAGAAACAAGCGGCAAAUUCCUACACAAAAACCAUAUUUUCAAAAUUUCAAGAAGAGUUGGUUGAAACGUUUGUGUAUACAGCAAACAGGAUUGACGGCGAUGGUGCUGUAAGCACAUUUAGGGUUGCAAAAUUUGAAGACGACCAGAAAGCGUAUAUUGUCUCCUUUAAUAUUGGGGAGUUAAGAGCAAAUUGCAGCUGCCAGAUGUUUGAGUAUUCCGGAGUUAUUUGUAGACAUAUUUUGACCGUCUUUACAGUGACGAAUGUACUCACAUUACCGUCCCAGUACAUUCUAAGAAGAUGGACAAGAGAUGCAAAAUGCAACUAUUCGUUAGAGUUAUACGUGAAAGGAAACGAGCCCGACUCAUUAGGUAUUCGUUACAAUCAAUUAAUUCGGCAAGCUAUUAAAUUUGCUGAGGAAGGGGCCAUUGCUCCGGAUACAUUUACUUUGGCUAUGGCUUUUCUUAGAGAAGGCGGGAAGAAGGUGGCCGCUGCAAAGACAAAUGUGGCAAGUUUUACACCACCUAGUUCACGGGCCAGUGUUGUUGGUUAUGAAAACCGUAAGACCGGUUCUCCUGCACCUGAUAUGACACCUUUACUAUGGCCGCGACAGGAUGAAGUAGUGAGACGAUUUAAGCUUAAUGAUGGUAGUCUACUUCCUCAACGUGUUACUGACUUGAAUCUCCCCCGCAUGGCCCCUGUCUCUAUGCGCAGUGAUGACGGCCAUCCUGGCAACAUGGCGAUUCUUCCUUGUCUUAAGUCAAUGACAUGGGUAAUGGAAAAUAGAAAUUUGCCUCCAGCAAAUAGAGUAGCUGUCAUAAACCUGAAGUUGCAAGAUUAUCGAAGGACACCGGCUAUUGAAUCCGAGGUUAAGUUUCAGCUCUCAACAGUUACGCUAGAGCCCAUGUUAAGGUCAAUGGCUUACAUUAAUGAACACCUCUCCUCCCCUGCAAAAAGGGUUGCUGUAAUUAAUUUGAAGCUUCAAGAUACAGAUUCUACUUCAGGAGAAUCCGAGGUGAGGUUUCAGGUGUCCAGAGAUACAUUAGGUGCCAUGUUGAGAUCAAUGGCUUAUAUCCGUGAGCAACUCUCAAAUGCAGCUGAAUCACCAUCAGAGAUUCCGUCAAAGAAACAAAGAAAAUAGGGGAACCAUCUCCAUUCUUUUUCCUAUUCUAUAACCAUCAGUAAUUGGCAACAAUAUUUUUAAUGCUAUUUUUUACAUAUUAGUUAGUUGUUGAGUUAGUCUAAUUACAUGUUCAUGUCAAACUUUAGAAUAUCAAGAUAGAAAAGGUAAAAAAAAAAAAAUCAACGGUACCCAAUCCCGUCUUCCACGAGGUAUAGGAGAGGUGAGAUGUAGACAACCUCACCCCUACUUGAAGGUAGAGAAACUGAUUUCAGAGAAUCUUCAGCCUUUUUUGCAAGGAACUAAAAUCGAACCCUAGCAUAUGUCUCCAGAGGAGAGGUUUUUCCAACUUCUGCUUGUUAUUGAGAGAGAGGUGUUGUAGGUGUUUACAUGUGAAUGAAUUUUGUAUAUUCUAGUAUGAAAUCAUCAUCUUUUUUCUCUUUGUUAUUUUCGUAAAGUGCAUGUAUGUUGAAAAUAACAGAUCAAUUCUUUUGUUUGAACUUUAGAUAUAUAUAGAUUCAAAGUAUGUUCUGAAACA
Erigeron canadensis is the source of this 3442-nucleotide messenger RNA. RefSeq names its product protein FAR1-RELATED SEQUENCE 3. Lineage: Eukaryota; Viridiplantae; Streptophyta; Magnoliopsida; Asterales; Asteraceae. The transcript has 6 exons. Bases 352 to 2925 code for a protein of 857 amino acids. The record is from RefSeq and is a predicted model, not a curated record. Gene Ontology annotation, molecular function: zinc ion binding. Gene Ontology annotation, biological process: regulation of DNA-templated transcription.